This is a messenger RNA of Cucurbitaria berberidis CBS 394.84, 2720 nucleotides long. RefSeq lists its product as uncharacterized. Gene Ontology annotation, cellular component: nucleus. NCBI's taxonomy places the organism in Eukaryota, Fungi, Ascomycota, Dothideomycetes, Pleosporales, Cucurbitariaceae. The record is from RefSeq and is a predicted model, not a curated record. The transcript has 6 exons. The coding region runs from base 175 to 2532 and encodes 785 amino acids.
CUAGUGAGAUUUAUCGCUUGGUAUCAGAUCUGCCAAAGUGGAUAUCGGCGAUUGAACGAGCAGAUAGUCUUCACUAGCAACAGACUAACACUGCGGUCCCAGUAAGUGUGUUGUUUCUCAGAGGGUCGAUAUCCGUUUGCAACCUGACCUUCACCUGCACGUACCUUGACCCGAAUGGGGAGUCUAGGCGAGGAACCCCCGGCCCCGGCCUAUGUCAAUAGCGUCAUGACAACACCUCUCAGUGCGGAUGCUGAUCUCAACGGCAAUGGUGAUGGCGCGGUCGAUGAACCGCUUGUACAUGACUUUGCAGCCAUGCACGAUAGGCAGGAUUCAAUUGAGAGCAAGGCCCCUCUCACUCCCGCUAGCAGUAGACCUGAUCCCCAUCGUUCAGGGAGCUGGCUUUCAGAAGACGACACUGUUGCUCCCCCACCACCGGACUUUACGAGGAGAUUAAUACAUGUUCCCUCAAGGACAAGCUCAAACACUCCUACCGCCAACAGAAAGCGCCUUUCUAUGCAAAGGCGACUAAGUUCAGAGACAACUUCAUACAACAUGCCUACAACUCCAGAGUCUCAUCAACCGCGGACGCGGAGUUCCUCGCGGACUCCUAGCACCGUACCGCGAAGUUCUCAAUCGACAGUGCAGUCGAUACGGGCGCGCAGCACUGCCCCCAAUGGACUGCGUAGCUCAGCCAACUCCAUCAUGUCUUACGAAUCUUCGGCGCCUUCAGUCACAAAUUACGGCUUAACUCCACUGCAGCACAAAGGACAUGUGGAAGAAGGCGAUCGACUUUCGCCUCUAUUAGAAGAUGAUCCCAAAUCUUUUGAUCUUGUUCAAGCACCCGCCGAAAAUGCGCCAAAAAAGUACUCCCUGGAAACCCGAUCAGAUCAGCUUUUCUCGAAGGAACAUCUUGAAGCCAUAUUUCGAAACACCGCGUCUUUACUCCGCUUCACAUCAUUUCUCAGCACAGCGCGCCCGAAAUCAGUACCUGUGCUGAUAUACUACCUCGACGCGCUGAAAGCACUACGAGCGAUUAACUACGCCAAUGCGGUUGCAGAAGCACUAGAGCCUAUUGAUAAUCUCGAAUUCACUGAAAACCCCGCACGCCCUACAAUGAAUGCAGUUUUAGAGGAAAAGGCGAACGACGCGUUCGAGGUGCUUGUUCGAGAUGAUCUACCCGCUUUCAUCACACACAUUUUCAUUCAAGUCGUCAGCAUUAGCAUUUGGAACCGCGUUACAGGGAAUUUACCGCCGCUGCUACGGGAAACCAGUGAGGGCUUGGCAGAAGUGUUUUGUCUCACAGAUCCUUCGAGAACGGACAACCCAAUCAUUUUCGCAUCAGAAGAAUUUCAUCGCACCACGCAGUAUGGAGUCAGCUACGCGAUCGGCCGCAAUUGUCGCUUCCUCCAGGGACCGAAAACGAAUCGAAAUAGUGUAGCCCGCUUUAAAGCCGCUGUCGUCGCAGGCAGUGAGCACAGCGAAGUCUUCCUAAACUACCGCCGCGACGGAUCCCCUUUUAUGAAUCUCCUCAUGAUGGCGCCCCUCCUGGACUCACGAGGUAACAUCCGCUACUUCAUCGGCGCGCAAAUAGACGUCUCGGGUCUUGUAAAAGAAUCCACUGAUCUCGAGGCUUUCCAGCGCAUGCUCGAACAGCAAGAAGGCCACGAAGAGCGAGACGAGCCGAAGGAUGAGUUUCAAGAGCUAAGCGAGAUGUUCAACCAUUCCGAACUGGAUACUGUGCGGAAGCACGGCGGUAAUAUGCAUAGAGAGUAUUUGGAGGACCAGGACGAUAGUAGUGCGUACGGUGGAGGACGACCUAGGUUACUGAUCAAGGAUCAGAGCAUGUUUGAUGCUGAUACGACGGAGAAGCCGGGGCCUAAGCUGAAGGAGAGUUUAAGUGGACCGUAUAAACACUACCUCCUUAUCCGCCCAGCGCCAUCUCUCCGCAUCCUCUUCACCUCGCCCUCACUCCGCGUUCCAGGAAUCCUACAGUCACCCUUCCUCGACCGUAUUGGCGGCAGCCAACGUGUCCGUGAUUCUCUCAGUGACGCCCUCUCAGACGCCACCCGCGGCGUCACAGCCAAGAUCCGCUGGCUACCCCAUGCAGUCCAGAACCUAGAGAACUCGCACCAAGAAGGCCGGCCCCGAUGGAUCCACUGCACGCCUCUCCUCGGCGAGUCCGGCACAGUAGGCGUAUGGAUGGUAGUCCUCGUCGACGAAAAAGAUGCUCAGCCUAGGCGGAAAUUCCGCACUGCACCACCUGUACCCAUCGAUAUCCGCAGAAAGCAGGAGCAGCAGAACAGCAGACCCACUAGCUCUGGUGAUGACAUGGACUCUUUGUAUUCUGCACAGAUUGCGUCGCAAUAUCCCAACGGCCCCGGUGCAACGGCACGCAACACGGCUAUCGAUGCGCUCCGCCAGCCCCGGUCCCCUAUGAUGUACGACCAGCGCGCGCUGCGCUCGGAGAGCCCCAAUAUCAAGGAUUACGUCAACGGUCGCGAACCCAGUGUCGAUUCUUUUGCCAUUUUGUAGCGCGGACUCUUGGUCGUGGAGCAGCAGUUAAAGGGAGUUAUGCCCGGAAAUACAGUAUUGGAGGAAGUAUUAGGCGGUGCUUGUGCCAAUUUUUGUUAAGUUGCUAUAUACCCAUCAUGUAGACGUACUGUAGCCAUAUGAGUAUAACGGAUGGGCUAUCUCCUAAUGCGAAGAUUCGAUUCAUCUGU